Cephus cinctus (wheat stem sawfly) is the source of this 3284-nucleotide messenger RNA. RefSeq names its product dachshund homolog 2 (gene dac). The record is from RefSeq and is a predicted model, not a curated record. Bases 666 to 2951 code for a protein of 761 amino acids. The transcript is spliced from 12 exons. Lineage: Eukaryota; Metazoa; Arthropoda; Insecta; Hymenoptera; Cephidae.
CCUAGCCUCCUCGUCUUCUCGCCGACGUCACCGAUACUCUGCGCCGAGACUCUGUCUACCUUAGUACGGGAUCUGUGUUCCUUCGGAAUUGUGUAUCACGGAUGAUCGAGAACCGUCCUGACCACUCCUAGAGUCGUGUCCAAGGAUAGUCGCGAUGGACCGGUGUACGCGGUGCUGUUCCUGAGUCGAAUCAUGGACAUCGUGUGAGAUCGCGUACGGGGAUCACAGUGACAAGUUCUACUCAGCGAGUUCGUGUGACAGUGAGACUUUGAUUAACGGUGCAUCGUGCACCAGGCUAGAGAAUAAUUUUUUCUAAAGUGGAGUGUAUAGAUAUCGCGAAGUGCAUAGAGUUGAGUCCAAGACAUAGAGUACAUAGCAUUGUUUAUCGUUAAAGUAAUACUUGGAGACGUAGUGUGCGGUAUCUGAGAUGGUCUGAAGUCUCGGCUAUUUUUCACAGCGGACGAUUCGGAAGUUCGUCUCUACGAGACACAGGGAGCCAGAUCGUUCAGUUUCCAAGUCCAGGAGUAGAGAGCCAAGGUGCUCCUCCUCCAUGUGCCAGAGAGAUCUCGUUUGAACGGUGCAGCGGAGGUUGCAGCGCAGUAGGUGGCCACAGAACUAAGUAGAUCACGUUUACUAUCAAGGGCUAGAAGAGAGCUGAGCAAUCGAUGGACCACGGAGCGAUGGAUAGUUCUUCCGAUCACAGCAGCCGUGCCAGCCCCGUCACCGGCAGCCCCAAACAUCCCCACAGUCCAUCGGCUCAACAGAAUCAACAGCAGAUACACGGCUCUCAGCAUCAGCCACCACAGUCCCAUCAGCAACAAUCGCACCCAAGAGAUCAGAUUCGCGAGCUCCAGCAACAGCAGCAGCACAGAGGAGUACCUACACCAGGAUCUCCGACUCGAGGAUCACCUCCGCAGGGUUUACCCUUGAGUCCUCCUCCUCUUUCAGCCGGGGGAGGUCCUGGAGGACCUCCUGUGAUGGUACCCAGAAUGCCAGGGUUGGCCCCUGCGGGUCUAGGACUCCUGGGUCAACUAGGCGGCAUGCUCAGUGGACAUCAUGGUCCUUCUCUGGAGCUAAUGGCCAGUCACCACGCUGUCCUGCCACCCAGGUCGUACAACAGUCCACCGCCGAUCAGCUCGAGCGAUCCCACCGCGAACGAGUGCAAGCUCGUCGAUUAUCGUGGUCAGAAGGUCGCAGCUUUCAUCAUCGCCGGGGAUACGAUGCUCUGUCUGCCUCAAGCCUUUGAGCUUUUCCUCAAGCAUCUCGUCGGCGGCCUUCACACUGUGUACACGAAGCUCAAAAGACUCGAUAUCGUACCGUUGGUGUGCAACGUGGAGCAGGUUAGGAUCCUUAGAGGUCUGGGUGCCAUUCAGCCUGGAGUUAACCGCUGCAAGUUGCUCAGCUGCAAGGACUUUGACGUCCUCUACAGGGACUGCACCACGGCCAGCUCCAGGCCUGGGAGACCGCCGAAGAGGGCAUCGGUUACUUUGAGUCUGGCAGCAAGUCACCUGGCCGCUGCCGCCGCUCAUCACCCCCAGCAUCCCUUGAAGAAGCACCGCAUGGACAACGGGGAUUACUACGAGAACGGACACCUCGACGUGCCGCGAAUGGAGAAGUCGCCACUCCUGGCCAACGGCUACAACCAUCCACCCACGCACCUGAGCCACAUGCAGUUCAUGCAGCUGGGUGGUCAUCCUGGCGCUGGACACACGGCCAUCCUUUCCCCGGCCAGUUUACCUCAUCACCUUCAGGCUCAGGCCAGGGCCGAGCAAAGCCUCAAAGUCAACCCGAAUAUGCCGAAUAUGGAAGCGUUCGCGAGGUCCGGGAUUUGGGAGAACUGCCGUGCUGCCUACGAAGACAUUGUCAAACACCUCGAGAGACUGAAGGAGGAGCGGGGCGACGCCGACCGGGCCCUGGCGCUGGACCACAAGCCACGGGAUCUCAGCUCGCACAAUGGAUCCUCCAAUGGACACAGUCCUGUACUGAACCUUUCAAAGACGGCAGGAAGCGGAAGCGUGGGCGAGCAUUCCGGAAGCGAAGCUGGAGCAUCGCAUCGUUCACAGGACGACGAGGAGGAGGAUGACAAUCUCUCCGAGGACCUGGAGGAUGACAACGACAAGGACGAGGACAUGUCCGACGUCCCGGAGAAUCUGCCGCUGCCAGCGCCAGGCUCGGAAAGUCCUCAGGCGCUGAACUACUCGCAAAUCGCCUCCGCGGCCGUGGCCGUUUCGCAGGGCGCACAGGACCCCUCGGUCUCCAGCACGGAGACCCUCCUGAGGAACAUCCAGGGUCUCCUCAAGGUGGCGGCCGACAACGCGCGGCAGCAGGAGCGGCAAAUCAACUACGAGAAAGCGGAGCUCAAGAUGGACGUCCUGCGCGAGAGGGAAGUCAAGGAUAGUCUGGAGCGUCAAUUACAGGACGAGCAGAAGAUGCGAGUGGCGUAUCAGAAGCGACUGAAGAAGGAGCGUCGGGCGAGGAAGCGUCUUCAGGAUCAAUUGGAUCUGGAGAUCAAGAGGCGCAAUCAGCUGGAGGACGCACUCAAGGCAACAGGCGCCUCGUCCGAGCAAGUCAGGGCGAUCACAGAAAACGUGACGGCGGAAGCACGCACGAGCACGGAACCACCCGAGGAGAGUCCGGUCCAUUCGCAGACGCAGCAGCAGCCCUCGCAACAGCAACAGACGCCACAACCCCUUCAGCAACAGCAACAGAGCCAGCAGUAUCGGGAGAGUCAAUCAUCCCCGGAGAAACACGCAUGGGGAUACACGGGACUGGACCUCGGGCAAGCGUCCGCAUUUUGGCAGAGCUACCAAGACUCGCUGGCCCAGGAGCUGGAGCAGGAAAGAAAGACGCGACAACAUCAGGCUGCCGAGAGGGACCAGGUCAAAUCUCCUCUUCAAGAAUCGCGGACGGGCUACUACAAGAAUUCGGUACUUUUCACGAGCGCCACCUAGAAAAGGCUGGAGGACGCGCGAUAAGGAACGGCGCGCAAUCAUCCCUUCGCGGGACCUGGAUCUCAACCGACGCGUCACAUCCGGCAGGACUCGCCGGGACUGGGACCUUGAAGGAACUAGGACCGCGUCUUGUGCCCGUGCUUUCCGGCCGCGCGUGUUUGCGAAACUUCUUUAACGGGCAAACAGAUGCAAAAGUGAAUCUUAGGACGGAGUGGAAGUCUUUGCUACUAGUGUCACGGUGCAACUAGCGUUUGGGGAGAUCGAACGGACAGUUUGAGAUAAAGUACGACUACCUGCUAUGGACCCGUUAACACCCUGUCACGCAACCCCCCC